This is a messenger RNA of Aspergillus ibericus CBS 121593, 991 nucleotides long. RefSeq lists its product as uncharacterized. NCBI's taxonomy places the organism in Eukaryota, Fungi, Ascomycota, Eurotiomycetes, Eurotiales, Aspergillaceae. Bases 154 to 525 code for a protein of 123 amino acids. The record is from RefSeq and is a predicted model, not a curated record. The transcript has 3 exons.
CGACAAGGAGGCUAAGAAGGGCCAGAGACGUGCCUCGUCCCUGAAAGAGGGCGUCUUCAACAUCAAAGAACUGGAGGAGAAGCAGAUUGAAAUCACACUCCCGAUCGAAACCCAAAAGACCGGAUGGUAAGCCCGUCAUUGUAGCUGUAAAACAUGCCCAGGAGAAAAGAGGGAGCUAACCGGGGAACCAGGAAGCUCAACACCUCGCCAUCGUCGGUCGAGGACAAAGAUAUGCUCAAGCUUCACCUGGUCAACCCUCCAGUCAAGAAAAUUGAUCUGCACUUCCCCUUAGGGUUGGAGGUGACCGCUCGCAACAUGAAGGGCGUCACGAUAAAGGAUGCGCUGGACGCAAUUUACAAGCAGUUCAAAAAGAAGGCCGAUGAUGAAUUGGACAAGCCCUACCUCGCUGGUUUCGAGUGGGACAAGGAGGAGUGCUGGACACGUCUCAUUGUUCACCAGACCAAGCAGGGCCCCCCUCAACAGCCCAGCAAGAAGUCCAAGAAGAAGAAAGCAGAGGAGGCAUAAAGGACGAUCGUUUCGUACUACAAUCUUCAUGCCUGCUAUCCCCCAUUCUAAUGGGUACUUCCACCAUACUGCGUGAUGCUUUGCCUCUUACCUCGCUCUCGGCAUUCCUAGAACAGUGUUUGGGAGUGUCGAGGGAGGAAUCAAACGGGAGGAUGAUUAUCCCUGUAAUCUGCCUUGAAUGUUCUUCAAUCCCAACUCCCUGCUUUCGUUUCGAUUUCGGGGAUCCAUCACUGGCUUCUCCCAUUGAGUUGACUUACUGGGCAUCGGACGAUCUUGUAUCUUCGAGCAACAUUCUUUCAUUCAUACUCAUCAUGGAGACAGAGAAAGCAUACUUAGUUGACUUUAUGAGUGACACUGAUCUGGAGCUGCCGCCUAGUCCCGUACUAGUAGAUGUACUAACUCGCUCGUCAGGCACAAACUAAAGGUGUCUCACUCUUAUCAGCAGCUGACUGCUUAUUAUCAUCAG